UUCGCCCGUCCGGCAGCAAAGCGCUGUUUCCCUCAACUUGUACAAUCCAUAUCAUAUAACCUUAUUACUACAGUACUAAUCCAUGUGCUUUACUAACAGUGUUUUAGACGUGAUCUCGUUCAAGAACUUAAGUUGCUGUAUGUUAUUUAUUAUAUCUUCAUAACUGCCCUUCCCUUUAUAACAACCCUGGCGUUUCCCAGUUUUGAUGGCUGUUAUCUCCCCAAGCAAGAGAGUGUAUUUGUGCACCUUUUGCUGGAUGAACUUGAUGGGUACCAACAGAGGCUUGUCAGAAAAAAUGUCUUGGUGUUUCCACCGUUGCCAAGCCGACUACGCUUUUUGAUCCACAAGACGACCGAGUCCCACUCAGAACUGGCCACCUUCUCAGUAGGGGAGGACUGGAGUCGCCGGGUGGUGGUGUGCUUUUCAGAGCAACGGUGCUAUGUAGAUGAUGCCUGUGACCCAGGGAAUAACCCCAGCUGUUCUGUGGGUGAGGCAGCACUAACCCCGAGGAACAUGGACAAAGCCCACGUUAAUCCCCCGCCCAGCCGGAGACGAACCAGAGCCUCCAAGCGACCCGACAGGGCUCUCUAUACAGCCCGACAGCGAUCGUCCUUCCCACAAGACCCACCAGCACAGGGCAGAGCCCCGGAGCCGGCCAGCUUGAGCUCCUGCAGUACCACAUCGGAAUCCAAACUUUUGACUGACGAACCCAUGGCCAUGCCCUCUCAUGUUUCCAGUAUGCCCCACGACGGUACCCAUGGCGGAGAUUUCAACAGCCCAUUAAAGUAUUUGGAGACAGCAUUGCCCGAGGCGGAUCACUUGACAUGGUCCUUCUCUUUAGAGCAGACCAUGUCUGACUUCACUGGCAUGAAACUGGAUCAGGGCAGAUGGGGGGGAAAGCCGAAGCUGGAGGAAGAGGCCGAAGGGGGUGAUAAAGAGGAAAGGGGGACGGAAAUGGCCAGCCCCUGUGAUGCAAACCUGACUGAAGACAUUAAAACGCUUAUAACUAAAUUAACCGAUGAGAUUUCCGCAGGGCUGAAGGAAACUGAUGGGGUGGUCCUUGAGUAUGCCCAUAAUGACUACUCUCCUUUUGAGACCGUUUUGAUGAAUACUACGGAAUUCGGCCAUGUGAUCGAGAUCUACGGCUUCCCGGCCGUGUUCAAGACAGAUGACCUGAUCGAUGCCUUCACAGAUUACAGUGCUGGAGGAAUGAAAAUCACAUGGGUGGACGACACGCAUGCCCUGGCGAUUUUCUCCAGUGAGACUGCAGCACACCAUGCCCUCAGCAUCAACCAUCCGCUCCUCAAGACGCGCACACUCUCACAGGCGAGCCAGCAAUCCAAAGCUAAAGCUGGCCAAAGAGCAGAGUUCAUCCAGCCGGUGAAGGAGCGUCCAAAGACUGACUCGGCUGUUGCCAGGCGCAUGGUCACCAGGGCUCUGGGGAUACAAACAGGACGGGUCAAGCGUUACUGAAGAGGAGCCCAGAGAUCCUUGUGGACUAACAGGAGGACUUGGCAGUCAUCUGGUGACAUUUAAAACAUUAAAUUUUCUUGAGCUGCCAACAUCGACACUUCAGGAUUCAUCCAGCUGAGGAGGCAGUGAAGUGAACUCACUGUCACACACCACGCUGCCAACGUUCUCAUGAGCCUAAUGGAAACUUGUCUAGCAGAAUCACUCAAGGGUUCUAUAGAGUAUUUUCACCGUCAGUAUCGAUGUUUUGUUUACGUUGAUAUGUUUUUUGUCACAAGUUCAAGUGGCAAACUAUAUUUUCAGGUGUUGUCGAUGGGGGUUUUACUUUUUGCGUAAUGAUCCGUCAAUUGUUGAAUUUCAUAAAAAAAAUAAGUGUUUGUUACAAUACCCUAAUGUUAAGGAGUCAAACAUAUGUCUAUCUCACUCAAUAAAAUAUAUAUAGUGUGGAAGAAAA
Molecule: messenger RNA, 1924 nt
Organism: Gadus morhua (Atlantic cod)
Lineage: Eukaryota; Metazoa; Chordata; Actinopteri; Gadiformes; Gadidae
Gene: r3hcc1
Product: R3H domain and coiled-coil containing 1
Exons: 8
Coding region: 514-1473 (319 amino acids)
Molecular function (GO): nucleic acid binding
Source: RefSeq, a predicted model, not a curated record